Parnassius apollo (apollo) is the source of this 750-nucleotide messenger RNA. NCBI's taxonomy places the organism in Eukaryota, Metazoa, Arthropoda, Insecta, Lepidoptera, Papilionidae. The record is from the annotation of a GenBank genome assembly.
AUGCGCAGUACGCCUCUCGAAAAUCGACCGCGACUUCCCCGCAUAGCCCUAAGCAAGCGGAAUCGGGCUGUCGUGAGGGCUCUGAACCCAAUGCUAUUAAAUGAAUCAAUUCUUUUUCGCGCCGCGCUGGCAGUCUGCCGUAUCAUAGGCGCCAAGGUUUCCACGGUUGGAGGCGCUACUGGACAAAGUAGCGCUAUCCCAGCCUGGAGAAUAAGAAUUGAAGAACGUGUCGCAAAGGCUAGGGCCCUCAUCGGCAGACUGAUAUGCUUCAGGUCAGGCAACAACAGGCCAAGGAUUGUGCGCACCGUCAGGAUGGCAUUUGCUGGGACAAAUGUUAGUUUGUCCCAGCCGGAUAUAAUGCAAAAACUGACGGAGCGCAUAGACCACCUGAAGCAGAGAAUCGCUGCUUGGGGAAAGCGGAUUCGGCGAUAUACCGAGAGGUCGACACGGUUCAACCAGAAUCGUCUCUUCCAGAGUGAUCAUACGAGGCUCUAUAAAUCAUUGGAGCGACCAAUGGUAAGUGGCUCGGGCUCAGCACCGAAUCAGUCCGACACUGCAUUCUGGCGCGGCCUGUGGUCAGAGCCCGUAAACCACAGCGAGGGCCCUUGGACGGAAGUUGUGGCAGGUCAGUGUGCGAAUAUUAUGCCCAUGGACCCCGUCAUCAUAGCGCUGGAUGACGUAGCUGAGGCGGUCCGUAGGGCCCCGAACUGGAAAGUCCGGGACUCGACGGGCUGCAUCACUACUGGCUGA